CUUAGUGCCGAUCUGACUGGGAGGAGGUGGGACCUACCCACUGGUGGUAGUGGGCGAGUAACCGCGUACGUGCAAAUCGUGCAGACUGCCAAGGACGAAACGUGAGUUUCUCUUCGUUAUCAGCGAACCCCUGCUUCAGUAAAAUUCAUCCACUAGGGACCAUCUACCUUCUCGAGUUCGGUCCAGUGUAUUUUAAGCGAUCGGAGCCCCCAGCAGCAGCAGCAGCAGCAGCAGCAGAGAGAACAUCACACAGACCUACAGACAGACAGACUGACGGACGGGCGGAGCGGAGCUGUGUGUGAUGAGGAGGUCGCCUCGCCGCAAGGCUUUGCGUAACAUCCAGAUAAUAAGAACGGGACAUUUUUUGUCGUGGGGACUGCUUUCAGUUUGGGUCUGCUUUCAGUGACAGUCUGGUUUUGUGAAGAAACACACAGCAGCGAUAUAAAGCUACUAAAGAAGCUGAAGGGGAAAUCACCGAGGCCUGUGCUGCAAGUCUGUGCAGACUUUUCUGUUCUUCAGCAUGAAGGCACCACUUGGAAUAUCCAUGAGCUCCGAUUUCCCACACUACGGUUUCAAGAUGCCAAAUAUAGGGUUCCAGAACCUUCCUCUUAAUAUCUACAUUGUGGUCUUUGGGACAGCCAUCUUUGUCUUCAUCCUCAGCCUCCUCUUCUGCUGCUACCUGAUCAGGUUACGGCACCAAGCACACAAAGAGCUAUAUGCAUACAAACAAGUCAUUCAGAAGGAAAAAGUCAAAGAGCUAAACUUGCAUGAGAUAUGUGCGGUGUGCUUGGAGGAGUUCAAGCAGAAAGAUGAGCUGGGGAUCUGUCCAUGCAAACACGCCUUUCAUCGGAAGUGCCUCAUUAAGUGGCUGGAGGUGAGGAAAGUGUGCCCGCUGUGCAACAUGCCCGUCCUGCAGCUCGCCCAGCAGGCCGGCACCAUAGAGCCCCCCUUGCCCGUCCAGCAGCCCCUGCCCGGCGCCGAGAACCUGGUGUAGCGGACACUGAGUCCCUCUCGGAAAGCAGCCGGCGGACACACAACAAAACACAUCCCAACGCUCACACUCGCACCUUAAACAGGUACCCUUCGGUGAGAGUGUGUGAACUGACACAAACUGGAAUAACUGAGCAGAAGUUCACAAAAACUGAGAGUCUGCGGUCGUCAUCACCUCUUUUUAUUUUUGCAUCGGUUACAAAAAGAAAAAAAAAAAGGAUUUCCUUUAUGUCAGCACAGAGUGGCUGAUAAUCAACUGUUCUUUUUAUUUUAUUUUAUUAUUUUUUUUUUUUUACUUCAUGGACGAUGAAGUUGAUCUAGAAGAAGUUUCUUUUUGUUACUUUUUCACAACCAAAGCGCUUUUCUGGAGGGCACCAGCAAAAGACAAGGAAGAAGAAAACGCAAAAGCCAAGAACUUCACUACACUAAGAUACAUAUAUAUAUAUAUUUUUUGUUUGUUUCAUUUAAAAAGCACUUUAUGAGAAAGCAAAAUCUUGAUUGCUUAGGCCUAAGGUCAUGUGUUAUAUUUUAUUUCUUCCUCUUUUCCGUGUACAAAGCAGACGGACAGGUUUUAAAACAUUACAGUUCUACAGAAAUCUCAAAGGGACAACUCUGGAACAGUUGUGUUUGCUUAAAUGUGAAACGUUUGACUGUGUCACCAUCGCCCAGGCAUUACUCUGACUAAUCCAGUUGUCUGCAAAAUUUAGACUUCAAGUCAAAAAUAUCCGUUCUAAACCAAGGUCUUUGAGCUGUUUAAUAGAUGUAACAAUUCUAGUUUUCUAGUUUUUCAUUGACCUUUUUUUUCCUGUAUUAAUGUCAUCAGAUUAAGGUUCGUGUACUUCACGGAUGAAAGCAGGAGACUUUUAAGGAAAGCUGUGAAAGUCGCUUCACGGAUCCUGCAACAGAGUUGAUUUUUCUGGAACACAACAGAAUGAAAAAGAAAUCUUCCCUCAAAAUGUGCUGUAGUGUCAGCUAGUUCAUCUCUCUUGCCACAAAAGUGUAAAUCCAUUUGUCACUUAUUUUCUCUUUUUUUUUUCUUUUUUUUUUUUCUUUUUCUCGGUACCGCUGCGUUUAGGAGCACGAGUCAGUGAACUGGCACCAGCGCCACGAGUCCUGGCCUCAGCGUGUAAUCAGCAUAUCCUUUUAGUGGGCGCACAUACAUGCACAUAAGGGAGCAGCUGGGGCUGACCCUCCUUUCUCUCAGCUACACUGCCAUAGUCAGUGGUCAGCAGGUUGGAGUGAACCAGGGUUUUCAUUCAUGCAAACACACAUUGCAGUUUAUCCCCUUUUUUCCUGCUUUUUCUCUGCAGUCUUCUGGUGCUUUCGCCUCCCCCCUCCUUUCUGUUUCGGUACAACGUGCUUUUGUUUCGUGCCACACGUACUUCAUCUCUGAGCCGCGCUUUUGUGGAUACUUUUUUGUCCUCUGGUUAGCUGAAUUUGGUGUAUUAGCUGAAAGGCCUUGCUGUGAACUCCACACACCCCUCCUGGUAACAUUAGUGGGCUAAAAUAGCUCACUGAGGUUUGGUAAUGAAGUGUUUUGUGGCUUCGGUUUGGUGAUCAGCGGGAUUUAGAGAGCAUAAUGAUAGUGUUUUUAACUGAUAGUCCUUACAGCAUGUUAUAAUCAGUCACAAGAUGAUGAUAAUGUGAAAUCAGAAGUUUGGCACCCGUCAGAGCUGAUAAUACUCACAUUGGACACCUCCUGUCCCGUCAGUAAAACAAAUGAUACAUUCUUUAUCUUGUGGUCAUCUAUUAUUAGGCCAUGGCCACAGUUAUCCACUUCUCAGAAAUUACCGCUCAGUAACAUUUCAUUCCCACACACUUGCAAUUUAUGGUUAUGACUGAAUUAUCUCUUUUUGCAGGCCUAAGUAACUUGUGGCCACACAGUGAUACUUUUCCCACAAACGCUACUGGGAACGCUGCUUAUUCCACAGCGACGGAUCGAAGAUAAGUUUGAGACAGGCUGUCAAACAAUCUGCGGUCUGAUCUGUUUUAAUGGAAAUGAGAGCUAUUUGUCUACAAAAGGAGCGUAAAUAACAUUAGGCUAUAUCGGCAUGCUGUUGCAGUAGUCUUCAUGUCCCGUUAUCUUUUCAACAAAUAAAUCUGAAAAGUGAGCCGUUUGCAUUUGUAUUCAGCCCCACCAGUCAUUCAUAGUCACUUUUCUCUGCAGCUGUAAGUCUUUGUGGAUCUAUUUAAACCUCAUUUUUGCCGACGAUGAAUCUGCUUUGAUCCAAACCACGGGUGUCAAAACUCAAGACUUGCUGGUCAAAUCCGGGAAUCUGUACUCUUGAUCGUCGCAUAAACUGGACUUUAACAUAACAGUUGUGUGCUUAAACAUCGUUUCAUCAGUUAAGUCGAAUCAGUUUUCAUUUGAAUAGGACCAAAUUUAAUCCAUGUAAAAAAAAUUGUUACAUUAUAACACUGAUUGUGUCUCUAACACCAUCUUGGUCCUAUUUUCCUUUCGGUUUUCUCUUUGCACACUCGCUACAAAGCAAUGAUCUCAACAAAGCGUCUCUGGCUUUCAGUUAGAAAAGUGUCGCUACUCUGACGAAUGUCUCAUCUCCGCCGAAUGUCAGCCAACACACAAGAGGACUGGACCUUUCCUAGAUGAAAGCGUCGGCCGAUACUCUGGCAUUAACUCAACACGGGACAUUUUAGCCUUAGUUGAACAAAAACUGUUGCAAUAACAAAGAAAGAUGUGUUUCAUUACAUCUGUGGUGAACAAAACGACUGCCAUGCCAUUCUUGUUACAGGAUUAAUUUCCACACGAGUCCUUCAUCUAAACCCCACAGCAGCUAACACUUGCUGCCAUUUGUCCACCUUUGUCGUUGGUUAUUAGACUUUGUUGUUUUUUUUUCCCCCACACAUGCCUCCCUGUUUUCCUCCCGCCCGCCGUCCUGAUAGUGCCAACCAGACAUGAAAUGUUAGGAAUUAAAGAGAGUCUGUGUGACGACAGAGGGGGAAAAAAAAUGGGGCUGAAGAGCACAGUAAGAAAUGUCUUCCCACCGCUGAAAUCAUCCCUGACGUCAGCGUUGCCUUGGACUGAGCUGUUAUAAAUAGACAUCCAGUCAGGAGCACCGUUAGACAUAAAUAAUUUACUGAUAACCACAGAAGAAAAGGGAGUUAUUGAUCACAACACCGUUUUAUGACGGGUAGUGUUCAUUUUGACAG
This is a messenger RNA of Poecilia latipinna (sailfin molly), 4158 nucleotides long. It is a transcript of the gene rnf24, whose product is annotated as ring finger protein 24. Gene Ontology annotation, biological process: proteasome-mediated ubiquitin-dependent protein catabolic process. The record is from RefSeq and is a predicted model, not a curated record. Lineage: Eukaryota; Metazoa; Chordata; Actinopteri; Cyprinodontiformes; Poeciliidae. Gene Ontology annotation, molecular function: zinc ion binding; ubiquitin protein ligase activity. Bases 521 to 994 code for a protein of 157 amino acids. Gene Ontology annotation, cellular component: endomembrane system. The transcript is spliced from 7 exons.